Strongyloides ratti is the source of this 561-nucleotide messenger RNA. RefSeq lists its product as hypothetical. The record is from RefSeq and is a predicted model, not a curated record. NCBI's taxonomy places the organism in Eukaryota, Metazoa, Nematoda, Chromadorea, Rhabditida, Strongyloididae. The transcript has 3 exons. Bases 1 to 561 code for a protein of 186 amino acids.
AUGGAACAUUACAAGAUUAAUAAUUAUUCAAAUAUACCUUCCCUUCAAAUAGAAUCCUCAUUCAUAUCCGGAAAAGAAAGUAUUUUAGAAAUAUCUAAAGAUAAUACAAAUUUCAUUAAUAAAAGCCAAUUAUCCAUAAAUAGUGAAAGUAAUAAUAUAGGUGUUUCACUAGCACAACCAACAGUUGGAACAAAUUUUUUAUGGAAUUUUGAUGUUUUCAAUCAAACAAAUUCCAUACAAAAUUUAUCAAAUAUUAAUAAUACAAACGAAUUUACUGAUACAUUAUCAUCAUCACUUCAAACGCUUACAACUGAACAAGGAACAACAAAUUUUUAUGAUACUUCAAGUUUUGGAUUAAGUCAAUUAAAUAUUGCAUCACAUUUGACAAAAAAUUAUAAUCCAUAUAAUUAUAUUGAAGAAACAUCAAAUUAUUUUUUGCCAUUUUAUCAUUCCACUAUUAGAAAUUCAACAUUAAUUACACCUGUACAAAUGGAUUCGUAUCCUCUAACACCUCAAUCCAAUAACAGGCAACCAAAAUCAGUUGGUAAGGAAAAAAGAUGA